This is a messenger RNA of Laccaria bicolor S238N-H82, 1599 nucleotides long. RefSeq lists its product as uncharacterized. NCBI's taxonomy places the organism in Eukaryota, Fungi, Basidiomycota, Agaricomycetes, Agaricales, Hydnangiaceae. The transcript has 12 exons. The coding region runs from base 1 to 1599 and encodes 532 amino acids. The record is from RefSeq and is a predicted model, not a curated record.
AUGAAACUUCCUUGGUUUUCUGGCUCUGAGGAGACACUCAUUUCCACUGCUCAGGACUCUGCCUCGACUCCCAAGGCGCCCCCUCUGGACGCUACUAUACCUCCUGCGCUUCCUGGACGUGCGAGAACGCUCGUCUUGUGUUUUGAUGGAACGGGCGAUAAAGAUGAUACCGAUAGAACCAACGUUGUCGAACUGAAGGUUAUGCUAAAGGUGGCUGAAGAGGAACAACUUGUUUACUAUCAGCAAGGAAUAGGAACUUACACUCCAAGGAUUCCUGGGGUUAAGGAACCGAUGAAGAUACCUGGCGUCUCUUAUCUAUCGGAGGAAUGGGACAAGGCCACAGCUUGGAGUCUGAGGAGACAUGUCAUUGGUGAGCAGGCAUAUCUGUGGCUCGUAGACCACUAUACUCCUGGGGAUAAAAUCUGCAUGUUUGGGUUUUCGAGGGGUUCGUAUACAGCUCGAGCUCUCGCAGGCAUGCUUUUCAAGGUCGGGCUCCUCCCAAAAGAGCAUCGUAAAGAGGCCGACGCGGCCUUCGAAUCAUACAAAGUCGCAGAAACGAAAGAAGGCUGGGAACACUCGAGGGCGUUCCAGAAGGUUCUUGAAUGCAGGAAGGUUUCCAUCGAGUUUCUGGGUUGCUGGGACACCGUUAAUUCCGUAGGUUACUGGACGACCAAGUCACUUCCGUUCACGGCUUACAAUCCAAUGGUACGCGUUUUCCGACAUGCAGUCGCGUUGGACGAACGCAGAGCCAAAUUCAGAACGAACCUCUGGAGUCCGAACAACAAAAUUUUAACGGGUACCGACGAUAGCGACCUUAGCGAUUAUCAAAAGGUAGUCAAGAAUUUCGUUGAGGAGCAAUCGAAAGGGCUGCCUACAACGCACGUUGACGAGGUUUGGUUUUCUGGUUGCCAUUGCGACAUCGGCGGUGGAGCUGUGUUGAACGGAACCAAGCCGAACUUAGCACACAUAUCGCUGAGAUGGAUGAUCCGGCAGUGCUUUAUGCAGAACACGGGCAUCAUGUUCCUCAACGACAAAUUAGAGACGUUCCACCUCAGUCCCGAUUCCCUCUAUCCUAAGGUGAAGGACCGACCAUCGCCUGUUGCAAUGAAAGGCAACAAAAUCCAACCACCUACUCGCUUGGGCCCUAUCGACACGGUCAAAGGAUGGGUCACGUAUCUCAACCCCUUCAGGCCCGCCAGCGUCGUCCCGCGCACUGUACCCCGUCCCAAAAACGAGGAGGAAGCCGAUGGAAUUGAUGCAUUGGCACCCAUUUACGACAUGCUCGAUAUAAAGCCCCAAAUGUGGCUCAUCUUCGAAAAUAUGCCUCUUAAGGUGUAUGAUAUCAAACUGGGCAAGUACGUCUACAAGAAAUUCAACAAGCUACCAAGGAGCUUGCGAGGGCCUAUUUUCGUUGACUUCGCAAAGAAGGUGACAACCCAAGCGCGUGUGCGGGUACAUCGCACUGUUCUGGCCAGGAUGAAUGCCCUGCAUGCGGACGGCAGCCCCUACGUACCAAGGGCGCUGUUCCCUGACAAGAAAGCAAUUUCAUUAGAUGCAGGAUUGACCGGUAAUGAGUCCAACUUCGAGUGGGUUGAUUGA